Messenger RNA from Malaya genurostris, 6412 nucleotides. RefSeq names its product AT-rich interactive domain-containing protein 2 (gene Bap170). Lineage: Eukaryota; Metazoa; Arthropoda; Insecta; Diptera; Culicidae. The record is from RefSeq and is a predicted model, not a curated record. The transcript has 9 exons. Gene Ontology annotation, molecular function: DNA binding. Gene Ontology annotation, biological process: regulation of DNA-templated transcription. Gene Ontology annotation, cellular component: SWI/SNF superfamily-type complex. The coding region runs from base 136 to 6231 and encodes 2031 amino acids.
UUUUACUUUUCCGACGCAAACGGCGGUGGAUGGAAAUGGUAUGCUAUUAGGAAAAAGUUUAAUUUGUUGGUAUUAUUUUGCGAAACAAAUCAUUAAGAGCAAUUAAACAACGACAUUACAAUAUUGCUCUCAAGUAUGACGACUGAUAGUGAAAAUAAAAUCAAAACAGAGCGUCGCAGCCAGGACGAAGAUGAUAUCUUCAUGAACCAAAACAGUAGCAGCACUCCGGCUAAAGAAAGCGGUGGAAGAGCUCGAACUAAAGUAAAGCUGUUUGUUGAAAAGGGUAAAGCUAGUUUCUUGCAGGACUUGCUUCAAUUUCAUGAGAAAAACGGUACACCUUUCGUGCGUUUGCCGAAAAUAUGUGGACGCGAUGUGGAUUUGCAUAAGCUUUACUCAAUCGUUAUUGGUCGGGGUGGUUGGUUGAAAGUUAAUGCCCGCGAGGACUGGGAUGAAGUGAUAGAUGAAAUGAAACUUCCGAAACACUGUGUUAAUAAUGAGAUUGCUAUCAAGCAAAUAUAUAUUCGAUUUUUGGACAGAUACGAACGGGUUAAUUUCCACGGGGAAGAAAAAGAUCCCGCUGAUGAGGAAGACGAGGAGAAAAGACACAACCGAAGAUGGUCGGCCCGAAUGCUACAUUCUAUACCGGCAGUGUAUAACCAUGCACAACAUAACAUACCAGAAGCGAUGAGAGCUUCGCUGAAUUUGUCAUGUGAUUUGUAUAAACCAACCGAGUACGACAAGUUAAUGUUAUCUCUUUUGUCUCCGCUGCCGAAUGAGCAGGAUUUUGCUAUAAACGUGUGUACACUGAUGUCUAAUGAAAGUAAACAUACUCUGAAAGUUGAUAAAUGCCCAAAAUUAGUUGAGGUUCUGUUGGCUCACGGGGGAGUCUUUAACCAUUACACUCUUCGAGACAUGUUCAAUGUUUACUAUGCAAAUAUAAGAAAUAACUCAUUGCAACGGUUUUGGAAAGAUAGUCUUCUGGAAAAACCUCAAGUGCUGGAAUUAUCUUACGAAGAUUGCUUUCAGAAGCUUGAACGAGAUCCUACCGAACUCAUCAAAAGUAUAUAUGAGGAAGACCACAAGACCGCAGAUGAAGAAAAUUGUGGACAAUUGAACAUGGCGACGUUAAGAGGAUUCCUCAGUUUGGGAUCUGGUUUAGGAACCAAUGACUAUAUUGGGCAACGAGUGCAACAAAUUGCGUCAAUAUUUAGAAACCUAAGCUUCAACGAAGAAAAUAUUAUUGUAUUGGGAGCUAACCGGUCGUUUUUAAGAUUUUUAAUCAUGUGUGCUAACGCCCGAUGGAAUAAUCUGCAUCAUAUGGGAUUGGAUAUGUUGGGUAAUGUUGCGAUUGAAAUUGACAUCAGCGAUCCCCAAGCGGAUGAGGUCACAAGAUGCUUACUUUCCACAAUUUCGGAAGGGUUAGAGGGAGCAGAUCGAGGAGUCAUCAUUAGUUGUUUGGAAAUACUGAGUAAAAUAGCUCAGAAAGAAAGUAACGAGGAAAAUCUUACCAGAUGUUUGAAUCAAACGAUAUAUGAUCAAAUUUGUUUGUUUCUUUCGUUGAGUGACAUAAUGUUGCUGUUGUACACACUGGAAUGUAUCUAUUCGUUAACGUCAAUGGGCGAAAAACCUUGUACCUCGAUGAUGCAUGUAACUGGUAUAAUUGACACGUUGGUUUCGCUGGUAACGGUGGAAGCACAAAGUUAUGGUCCUGAUGCUUGUAUACUAAUGCGAGUAGUGGAAACCAUCCCUGGGAAUAUAUCCGGUUAUCAUUCUGGCAAUCCAAAUCAAAAUCCUAGCUCCACUAUGCAAUCACAAGCACCAAGCAUGGCUCAACUAACGGUACAACAGAAAGAACAACCUUCAAUUCCGAUUCCAACUAUUCCUGCGCUACCGGAGGUUCCCAAGAACACAGUAUCAAGUAAAAUGGCGGCUUCAACCGCAAUUGGUCAAAUGAACACAACUACUACGAGUACAGCUUCGCCCGUGAAUACAACGGGCAUUCAAGUAACCAGCGUAACUCGUCCAGCAGCUUCUCAAUCUCCUCAAAUACCUGUUAAUAUUAUAAGCCGUGGUGACGCAACCCCGCCAAAACUUCCUGUUACUCAAGUAGCAGCUACAACCUCGUCACAAAGUUCAGUAUCAGGUCCGGUGACGGUGGCGGCCAAACACGCUCAGCAACAACAGUCCCAGGAGAAUGAACAGUUUGCAUAUGCUUGGUUGAAAGCAACCUUUGAAACUACAUCGACCUUGGCGAGUAAAAUCGAACAGAAUGAAGUAUAUCGGCAGUAUUUGGCAGCGAAUGCAAAAAUCGGUCGCAAAGCUGUAGUACCGCAAGCGCAUUUUCCACGUUGCAUGCGAACCGUUUUUGGAGGCACUGUUGGACCGACGCAGGUUAAAACCGAACAUAACGGGGUUGAAACCUGUAACUUGUACUACGAAGGUAUCAAACUCAGACCAAAGCCAUCCUCGUUAUCUGCGGGUGCUCUGCAGAAAAGUGCAGCAAUGAAUCCAAGCGUAGAAUCUAGUAGCACCAUCAUCAGUAACACCAGUAACGCAACUCAUGGCGCAGUCAUGAGCCAUAAUGAUAGUAAGCCGCAUCAGAAUGUAUCAAAUAAUGGCAAAUGUGGACCUGGACAAAACAUAGUCAGUGGUUCUCACUCACAUUCAAAUAUGAGCGUACCUACGACGUCAAAUGCAACUUCCAAGUCAGUAACAUCACUAGGAACUAUGGCGAAAUCAAAUCCAAUGCAUCAUGGAAAUUUUGGAAAAUUGACUGUCAUCCAAAAACCAAUCCCUUCAGUUCAUGCAUUAUCAAAAGCUCAACAACAGCCUCCAACUACUAAACCAGUUCAACAGAUUAAACCCCAACUGAUUGGCGGCGGAACGGGUGCUACCGCUAGUACCAGUGGAAAGCAAAGCCUCAUGACCCAGAAACCGUCUCAUCAAAACCAGCCAGCACAGAUCAUGCAGCAAAUUUUAAACCCUAAUUCGUCCAUUGACCCACAGAACAACGUAAUCGUAGUAAAUCAGACCACAAUCUCGCCACAGCCAUUAGGAACGGUUAUCGCACCACCUCAGCCACCGCAGCAGACGACCGGUACGACAACGAUUAUGAACCAGUCCGGUACAAUCUCGUCGACUACAACCAAUCCGUCGGCAUUGAUCAAGAGCCUGUUGGCGAACAAGGUAACAACGGUGACGAGUAACGAAUCGACUGCUACCAGCAGUAGCAGCACCGGCUGCGUCGUCGUGUCAUCCUCUGCUACCAGUAGUUUGUUGUCUACUACCACUAGCAACACUAGCAUCAUCCCUUCUUCUUCUUCCAUUAGCAAUAGUUUGACUGCAUCGAAUGUUAACGUGCAUCAGGUUGCACAACGGCAGCAGUUAAUGAAACAAAAACAAACAAAUUCUGCACCGACGGGAAAUUCUCAACAUCCCAACAGCUCUGUUGUGGUCACUUCCAAUAGUCCUAACAAUUUGACCAAUAUAAAAGUAGGAAACUCCACAAUUUCUAUCAAACCCGGUACACUCCCAACGAAUACCGUUAUUACCGCGACUAAUCCACAGGACAAAGAUCCACCACCGUUGGCCCCUUUAACUUAUCAAGCAGACGGAGCUCUCACCAAACCAGGCUCAACAAAUAAAAUGCUUGUUGAUUUACUAGAUAAACAAACAAAUGAUCCUCCUGUGUUUGCCAUUGGUGAAACGACAGUGAAGCGUAAAAGCGAUAUAGAUUCUUCCGAGCCACCAGCAAAAAAAUUGGAUUUGAUAGACACAGAAGAGGUAAAGGUAACUCCGAAGGCAGCUGAUUUGUACGCCGAGCUAGCUGGUUCAAUUCUGGCUGAUGAGGAUUUAGAGGACAUCGAAAUGAAAGUUCCGAAGGAGGAACCAAAGUUUAAAAUACAACCCGCACCAACACAGCAGGUUAUCACAGUGCCUGCUCCUCUACAGCGUCAAAUCAUUAUGAAUCCAAACAAUCCACAACAGAUGCUUCUAUCUCCCGGUGGUGCGGGAGGACAGCAGUUGACUGCCCAGACAACUGCUACCAUUAAAACGGAUACAGGAUAUCAAACUGUGCCUGUCAUUCUACAGCACAACCAAAGUCAAAUUCAGCUCCAAAAAGCGCCACCUGUCAUGCAACCUACCGUUAUUUCCAAUCCUCAACAACCUACUCAAUACAUACUGGCUACCAAUCCACAGGGUCAAACAUACGUUGUAGCUCAACAACAACAACCACAGCCACAGCUCCAACAAACGGUUCUUCUGACUCAAAGUCCACAACAUGGCACACAACAAAAAACUAUAAUUAUCCUGCAGCAACAACCAACCCAAAACGCUGGUGGACAGCAAUUCGCCCAGGCUCAGUCGCAAACUCCUCAAAAGGUGUUUGUGAACCAACAAGGUCAACAGAUCAUCAUGACUCAGAUGCCUCGACAGAUGCAACAUCAGACUUUAAUAUCGUCACCAGGUGGCCAAAUCGUGGAAAAGAAGCCCAUAUACAUAACGACUAACCAACAGGGAAAUACAAUAAGCAUCGAAGGACCUUCACAACAAAUUAUCAAAACGAAUCAACCACAAAUCAUUCAAACUCAUUUGGGGCAACAGCAAAACGCAACUCAGCAGAUUCAACAAAUUCUUCAGCAGAGUGGAUCGCAGACUUUUCAAAUUAUUCAGCAACCACAACAGCAGUCAGUGUCGACUCAACCAUCUCAACAAAUUUUAAUUCAGCCCCAGGUGGCGCAGCCUUCACAUCCACAAAUCGUUAUACAAUCUCCGUCCCAGCAGCUUCAACCACAGAUAAUCUCUCAACAAAUUAUUCAGCCUGCGCCUUCACAAAUUGGCCAAAAACUUGCACAGCAAAAGCUCAUUCAACAAAACCUCCACCCUCAGCAGCAGCAACAGCAACAACAGAUAAUCACUCUUCAAAAACAAUCAACUCAACAAUCUCCUUCAUCCAAACCAGUUACUGUUCAAUCUUCGCCUCAACUUCCUACCAAAACCAUAAUAGUUCAGCAGCAGGCUUCUGCUUCAUCCGGUCCGGCACAAAAGCAAAUAAUCCAAGUUGUCCAGCAAAAGAUAUCGACACCCCAUUCUAAACCACAACCAGUUCAGCAAUCUCAGCAAAAAUCAACCGUUCAAACGCAAGCCAACAUAAAAAUGACAUCUCAAGCGUUAGCUGUGUCGGAAUCUCCCUCAACGAAUAUCGUGACGAUAACAACCCCAACGUCAUCCGUUCCGGCAAAAGGUAUCACUAGUACUUCAAACACUUCGUCUACAUCUACGUCUUCUCUAAUCUCAACACCUUCUACGAAAACAAUUUCCAAUUCUCAAUUCUCGACACCUUUAACUACAAUCGCUUCUGCUAUUUCUGCAAUUCCAUCAUCUCCUUCAGCUCCCUCAAACAGUUUGUCGACGUCGAUUCAACCAACAUCCACGACCAUUCCUGUGUCUGGUACAAACAGCACAAUACAAAUGAUUCCGGCAAUGGAUCCGUCCAAGGUGGUUGACGAGGAUGUUGAGUUAAGUUGGCCCUGGGUGUGUGAUUGGCGUGGAUGCCCUCGGAAAAAGUUUGCGUCGGCAAACGAAGUUUACAUGCAUGCUUGCGCUGUCCAUUGCCCCGAUACAGUUGAUUCUACUGCGGAUAUUUAUUGUCAAUGGGGCCCUGGACCAAACCUUUGCGAUAACCUUCCCCGUAAACGGUUCUCCUUGAUGACACACAUCUUCGACCGUCAUUGCACAAGUGAUUCCUUCAAGUUAACAGUUCAGCGUCGUAUAACAAGUGCCAGUUCCGGUGCUCACCAACCGCAACAAGCAUAUCCAGUUACGUUGGUCCGACAACCGGGUGCUCAUACUCCACCCGGUUCUUCAGCUUCAUCAACCACUUCGGAAACUUCAACUAGUCCCUCAACACAAGCAGCAAGUGUACCAUCUCAAGGUCCUGGACAUCUUUCGGCUGCAGGUCCGGCAGCGCUUCAUGCUAUUAAGAGACACGCCAUCGACUGGACCAAUGCUAAAGAGUUUCAGGAUGAUAUCGAAGGACCGGUAACUAAAAGCAUUCGCCUUACAUCGGCUCUGAUUCUCAGAAAUCUGGUGGUUUAUAAUAAUACAGCAAGAAGAAACUUGCGGGCCUACGAACCUCAUCUCGCGGGGAUGGCAAUGAACAACGUUGAAGCCAGUCGCACUAUUUCACAGGUUCUGUUUGAAAUGAAUGACACCCAGCAUAACUUUUAAGUACAAGGUAACCCUUUUAUUGGACGACGAUGAAAGAGUGUAUUAGUGCUCGAAGUUGAAUAACAACUUACCUAUUUUUAUAUACUGUGACACACCUUACAUAUACUUUGAAAACGAACAAAAAAUACAUCGGGAAUAUGAUAUAUAUUCCAAAUAUAACUCGUUUGUCAUUCAAAUUACA